UCAUUUAAGAAUAAUCCAGCAAUUCAUUUUUGCACGCACAAACAGAGAGAGAGAGAGAGAGAGAGAGAGCGAAAAGAGUGAUUGGGAGAAGGGCCUAAAUUUGGAAAAAGGGUUGAUUUUGUGAGCGAGAAUUGAGUAAAGACCCACAAUUUUUUUAUGAGCUGUGCCUGUGUGAGAACAGCAGGGACGGAGAGGAUAUUAUUAGAGCCUGGAAUCCCUGCUAAGAACAGCAAUAGACCUAAAUUAGGGUUCAGAGCAGCAGGAGCGGAAUUCGCAUUCUAUUCACCGACUCCGGCACCGGCAUCGGCAUUGCUGCGAGCUAGGAGGAGGAGGAGGACAACCGGAGGAGGCUUCCGAACGAGGCACGUGGAAGUUUCCAUUAUGGCGACGGCGUCCCCGCCGUCUCUGCUUUUGACUUCCGGCGCCAGCGGCCGCAUAAGCGCCUUGUUCUCGCUCCGAGCAAUGCGGAGUCUGAUGAUGCUGAUCAACGCCUUCUUCCUGCUCCUCCUGCUGCCUUUCCGCGGCCGCAAGCCGUUGUCCUCGUCGGAGAAACUGUCCGAGGACGAGAAUAAGCAGAGGGGGCCGGUGGUGCGCGUGCCGGCUACCAUCGUGCACUGGAAGAGCAGCAGCAACAGCUCGCCGCCCCCCCUCGAUCAUGACGUGGCGGCCAGGAGAGCGUUGGCGAAGCUGAGAGUCAGACAGGACGAUGAUCAGAAUUCGGUCAGGCAAUUUUCGAUUUUCGCCACCACCCGAGGGGAAACUCUUUUCACCCAAACCUGGACUCCCGUUUCGGUUAACAUCAGGGGUGUUGUCAUUCUUAUGCAUGGCCUGAAUGAACACAGUGGCAGAUACAGUGGUUUUGCAAAGCAGCUGAAUGCUAAUGGUUUCAAGGUUUACGGAAUGGAUUGGAUUGGUCAUGGUGGGAGUGAUGGGCUUCAUGCGUAUGUUCCUUCUCUUGAUUUUGCUGUUGCUGAUAUGAAAUCAUAUAUUGAAAAGGUUGUAGCCGAAAAUCCUGGCUUACCUUGUUUUUGUUUUGGACACUCCACAGGUGCAGCCAUUAUCCUUAAGGCAAUGCUUGACCCAAAAGUUGAGGCCUGCAUAGAUGGUGUGGUGCUUACAUCACCUGCAGUUGGGGUUCAGCCUUCGCACCCAAUAUUUGUGAUACUUGCUCCAGUCAUUGCAUUUUUGAUGCCGAGAUAUCAACUCAGUGCGGCAAAUAAGACAGGCAUUGCAGUUUCUCGGGACCCUGCAGCGCUGGCUGCCAAGUAUUCAGACCCCUUAGUGUACACUGGAGCCAUCCGUGUGAGGACUGGUUAUGAAAUUCUUCGAAUCACAUCCUACUUGCAGCAGAAUCUUAGCAAGAUGAAAGUCCCCUUUCUGGUUCUCCAUGGCACAGCUGACACUGUUACUGAUCCUGGGGCCACACAGAAACUGUACGACGAAGCCUCCUCAACUGACAAAACCAUCACAUUGUAUGAUGGGUUAUUGCAUGACCUCCUCUUUGAACCAGAACGAGAAGCUAUUUCGAAGCAAAUAAUAGAUUGGUUGAAUCAUAGAAUAUGAAAACUACUAGGUAGUGCAUUGAGAGAAUUGACAAGUUCAAUGAACAACGGAAAAUUGGGAUAGAUGGCCUCAAUGUGAGUGACCAAUUUUAUGGAUCAGUUCUAUAGGCUUGGCGGUGAAGCUGACGACAAAGCUUAUGCGCCGCUGAAUAAAUUCGGAAUAUUAUGUUGAAACUUGAAAACGGACAAUAUGCCUUGCUCUGUAUUUUAAAGAAAUUUUUCUGCAGUUCUGCAGGAUCUCUUAGAAGAGUAUUUUUCCUCAUUUUUCUGGGGUCAA
Rosa chinensis is the source of this 1839-nucleotide messenger RNA. RefSeq names its product monoacylglycerol lipase. The record is from RefSeq and is a predicted model, not a curated record. NCBI's taxonomy places the organism in Eukaryota, Viridiplantae, Streptophyta, Magnoliopsida, Rosales, Rosaceae. Gene Ontology annotation, cellular component: membrane. Bases 157 to 1563 code for a protein of 468 amino acids. Gene Ontology annotation, molecular function: lipase activity. The transcript is spliced from 7 exons.